CAUGAAGAUAUUGUGUAGUUUAAUGCACAGACGUGCAUUACAUGCAUACAUGCGCGUAAGAAGGUCAGGGAGCCACAAACAGCAGAACGACUACUUAUAUCCACACUGAAUAAACAGAGGCAGACUAAAGUAAACAUCAUGGCUGACAAUUCAACAGGACAAGAAUGGGAACAGUACGUGGGACCCGGGGGCGAAGUCGUCACGGUGAUCAUGAUCUUCCUUCCAAUCCUUUUCGUUGUUGUUGCAACGCUAAUACCGCAUCCUCUACCUACAACAGUAUCUCUUCCUUUAUCUGCUCUGCUGAUGUACAUUGUACGUCUUGCGUACUUGGCAAGUGAUCCUAUCAAUACUACUGCAGCGUUGCUCUCCGGUAUUCCCGAGGUUAUGACCCCUGUCACCAUUGUGUGUGGUGCCAUCUACUUGUUCAACAUAAUGGAAGCCACAGGAUGUAUGCCGUGGAUCAUGCGCGAAUUGAAGAUUCUCUCUAAAGGCCAUCCAGUGGCAGAGUUCAUGUUGAUUGGUUACUGUUUCGCGUACCUAGUUGAAGGUGCCAGUGGUUUCGGAACCCCUGCUGCGCUUUCCGCUCCCAUGCUGGCUCAAUUGGGCCACAAUCCUACGCUGUGCGUGGUGGCGGUACUUUUGACCAACACCAUGGCCACGGUCUUCGGUGCAGUGGGUACACCCAUCUGGUACGGACUCGGGUCGGUGGUUGACACUUACUACCCAGGGGAAGAGGCUGCGACAUUGACUGAGAUUGGUUUCCAGGCUGGGUGCGCACUUUGCUUUGGAUCUCUUAUCCUCCCGUUGAUGGCAGCCAUGUACCUCAUCCCUUUCAAAGUCCUGUUCAAGAACAUAAUAUUCUUCUAUCUGAGUCUGAUGUCGGUUAUGGUUCCCAUGUUGUGCCUCUCCCUGUUCACGUACGAGUUCCCCACCAUCUUAGGCGGUAUCAUCGGUCUGUGUAUUACUGCGGUGAUGGUGACGUUUAAGCUGUUCUUGCCUGACGUUGACCCGGACAUGAUGGGUGAGGAAUGGCAAAUGAUGAACCAACGUGGCUGUCUGUGGGAGGAAUCUCAGGGCACAGCUGGCCAUGCAGAGUCAACCGUAGACUUCGCAACAGAAAAUGAGAGCAAGAAGGAUUUGGAAGGGGAUAUGGAGGAACACACGGACAGUCUCAGCGUUCAGAGCGAACAGAGGUCACGGCGCGAGUCUAUCAGGUCGGCAAUCGAAGCCACCACCGCCGCCGUGACCAUCACACACGCGGUGGAGUCCGCAUUCGACCCCGAAGCACAAGUAGACGAUGAGGGUAACAAACUGGAGGAUGAUAGUAUCAGUCGACCCAGUUUCAGCGACAUCGCUGUGGAUGGAGAUGAACAACCCGUCUACAAGCUCAAGCCCAGGGAAACCGGUGGCAAGUACGUCACCGCCUGCUUGCUGCGCACCUUCCCUCUCACCGGAACGGUUGUGCUGCUAAUCCUGACCCGUCUUCCGAUGUUGCCGCUCAAGGGCUGGUUGACUACCAACGAUCCCAAUGUGGGCGUUCAGCUGGGUACGCUGAUGUACUUCCAGAUCUCCGCGAGUCUGAAGAUGCUCUUCAACGACAUCCUCGGAGAUACAACCGUCAGCUCCAAGUACGAGACCCUGUAUGUGCCCGGUAUCCUUCCCUUCUUCGUCAUAUCAUGGAUCGCCUGUAUCAUGUUCUGGAAGGACAUGCGUGAAAUGCGCACCAAUCCGAUCAAGGAACUCGGCAUCCUUGGAAACCGUGUGGCCAGUGCUGCUAUUGCGCUGCUGGGAGGUCUGAUGCUGGUGGGUCUGAUCCGCAACGGAGGUUAUGGAUCCCCGGCAUACCUACUUGGUUCCAUUGUGAGUGGAUGGGUUGGUGGCUGGUGGUUCGUUCUGGCCCCCUUCCUGGGUGCCCUGGGCUCCUUCUUCUCUGGGUCCACCGCGGUGUCCUGUUUGACGUUCGGUGAGGUGCAGUACGUAGCGGCAGUCAAUUCAGGCUACAACCCAACCACGAUCUUGGCCAUGCAAGCCUUCGGUGCUUCUAUUGGAAAUGCCAUAUGUAUUAACAAUGUGAUUGCGGCGCGGACUGUGAUUGGGUUGACUGACGUUGGUGAGGGAGUCUUCAUCAAGAAGACCGGACCGGUUGCAUUCAUCACGAUAGUCUGGGUGACUGUGCUCAUGUAUUGCUGCUUCGUGCUUCCCGGAGAGUUCCACUUAGAUUUAUAAUUGUAUGGCAUCUAGGUUAUAGGUUUAGAUAAGAGAGUGGUACAGAAUAUAUACUGAAAUAUGACAGAGGCGUCUGCUCUGGUAAUAAUAAUAAAUGAUGCGAAGACAUG
Messenger RNA from Sphaeroforma arctica JP610, 2336 nucleotides. RefSeq lists its product as hypothetical. Gene Ontology annotation, molecular function: lactate transmembrane transporter activity; solute:proton symporter activity. The transcript is spliced from 7 exons. Gene Ontology annotation, biological process: lactate transport. Bases 139 to 2226 code for a protein of 695 amino acids. The record is from RefSeq and is a predicted model, not a curated record. NCBI's taxonomy places the organism in Eukaryota, Ichthyosporea, Ichthyophonida. Gene Ontology annotation, cellular component: plasma membrane.